CCGCCGGGGAUAUAAAUGGGCCGGCGCGAGGCCCAGCACGGCGUGCGCUGCGGCCGGGUCGGAUCUGAGACGAGCAAUACCCAUCUUCAUCCACGCACACCCCGCCUCCUCCCUCCGGAUCGGAUCGGAUCCGCCCGACCACCCCGCGCCGCCGCCGCCGCCGCCGCCGCAGUGAGCAUCCCGCCCUGCCGCAGAUCAGAUAAGAUGGCCGCAGUUGACACCUUCCUCUUUACCUCGGAGUCUGUGAAUGAGGGACACCCUGACAAGCUCUGCGACCAGGUCUCAGAUGCCGUUCUUGAUGCUUGCCUUGCUGAGGACCCAGACAGCAAGGUUGCUUGCGAGACCUGCACCAAGACUAACAUGGUCAUGGUUUUUGGUGAGAUCACCACCAAGGCCAACGUUGACUACGAGAAGAUUGUUAGGGAGACCUGCCGCAACAUCGGUUUCGUGUCUGCAGAUGUUGGGCUUGAUGCUGACAACUGCAAAGUGCUUGUGAACAUUGAGCAGCAGUCCCCUGAUAUUGCUCAGGGUGUGCAUGGCCACUUCACAAAGCGGCCUGAGGAGAUUGGAGCUGGUGACCAGGGACACAUGUUCGGGUAUGCAACUGAUGAGACCCCAGAGCUGAUGCCCCUCAGUCAUGUCCUUGCCACCAAGCUUGGUGCUCGUCUCACUGAGGUGCGCAAGAACGGGACCUGCCCCUGGCUCAGGCCUGAUGGGAAGACCCAGGUGACUGUUGAGUACCGCAAUGAGGGUGGUGCCAUGGUCCCCAUCCGCGUCCACACUGUCCUCAUCUCUACCCAGCAUGACGAGACAGUCACCAACGACGAGAUUGCUGCUGACCUCAAGGAGCAUGUCAUCAAGCCCGUCAUCCCUGAGCAGUACCUUGAUGAGAAGACCAUCUUCCACCUGAACCCAUCUGGUCGCUUUGUCAUUGGUGGACCUCAUGGUGAUGCUGGUCUCACUGGCCGGAAGAUCAUCAUUGACACCUAUGGUGGCUGGGGAGCCCAUGGUGGUGGCGCUUUCUCUGGCAAGGACCCAACCAAAGUCGACCGAAGUGGAGCCUACGUUGCAAGGCAGGCUGCCAAGAGCAUCGUUGCUAACGGCCUUGCUCGCCGCGCCAUCGUCCAGGUCUCGUAUGCCAUUGGUGUGCCUGAGCCACUCUCUGUGUUUGUCGACACAUACGGUACUGGCACGAUCCCAGACAAGGAGAUUCUCAAGAUUGUGAAGGAGAACUUUGACUUCAGGCCUGGCAUGAUCAUCAUCAACCUUGACCUCAAGAAAGGCGGCAACGGGCGCUACCUCAAGACAGCAGCCUAUGGUCACUUCGGAAGGGACGACUCUGACUUCACCUGGGAGGUGGUGAAGCCCCUCAAGUGGGAGAAGCCUUCUGCUUAAGGCGCCCUUCCAGAAGAAGCUUUUGGUCUUCUGGGCUUAUCAUAUGGCUUCUGUGUUAUGGUUCUUGAUAUACCCCUUGCUUUCAUUUGUAUUGUAGUGUCGUAAUAAGUGGUACUUGUGAGUGUAUUACUGUCUUGUUAUUUACGUAGAGGAGGAUUUAUUGUCUGCUAUUUCUUCUUUCACUACUUAUUAUGUAAUGGUCAACGAAAGAAAGAAGCUACAGGCUACUUUGAGAAGAAAUGGAAGCUGCUGUUUUCUGGUUA
Molecule: messenger RNA, 1658 nt
Organism: Panicum virgatum (switchgrass)
Lineage: Eukaryota; Viridiplantae; Streptophyta; Magnoliopsida; Poales; Poaceae
Product: S-adenosylmethionine synthase 1-like
Exons: 2
Coding region: 16-1395 (459 amino acids)
Biological process (GO): S-adenosylmethionine biosynthetic process
Cellular component (GO): cytosol
Molecular function (GO): methionine adenosyltransferase activity; ATP binding
Source: RefSeq, a predicted model, not a curated record